AUGUGUGCUGCAACUUCCGGAGCGAAGACAGAUUCAAGAGCGUUCAAGGAAACUCGUGCUGAGACCGCGGCAUCACGAUAUCAGCCUAUCCAAGGUCGGCAAGAUGACUUAGCAGGACGCCUGGCUGGCGUUGGAAUCAUCUUCAGAGCAGACGACGAUGGCGCCCUGCGUGUGGAGGUGGUAGCGGCGGGCGGUCCAGCGGACAAGGUUGGGAAGAUUCAGAAGGGAGACACUUUGAUUUCGAUAGAUCGAGUUGACGUGAGGAGCAUGCAACCCGAGCAGCUCGCCCCCUACAUCCUCGGCAAGGCAUUUUAUUAUGUUGAGCUCGAGCGAGAAUGGCUGGUGACGAGCUAA
Messenger RNA from Guillardia theta CCMP2712, 354 nucleotides. RefSeq lists its product as hypothetical. The coding region runs from base 1 to 354 and encodes 117 amino acids. Gene Ontology annotation, molecular function: protein binding. The record is from RefSeq and is a predicted model, not a curated record. The transcript has 5 exons. NCBI's taxonomy places the organism in Eukaryota, Cryptophyceae, Pyrenomonadales, Geminigeraceae.